Messenger RNA from Cotesia congregata, 4923 nucleotides. Lineage: Eukaryota; Metazoa; Arthropoda; Insecta; Hymenoptera; Braconidae. The record is from the annotation of a GenBank genome assembly.
AUGAUCGACAAACGAGUUUACUGGUAUUUGUUUUUAUUCAUUUUUUUCGAGUCCACUCUUCUAAUUAGACCGUCUUUUCAUGGUCACAAUAAUGCGUUUGUUCAAGAAGAGAAUGACGUAGAUUAUUUGUUGGAGAACAUCCCAAUGAAGAUGCACAAGGAAUUCAGCAGUCCCGGGGAAGAUAAAAAGCGCCCAGAUUCACCUCCGUACGUCAAGUUUGAGCCUAGUAUUCUGGACUUCAAAGAACGCCAACUGGGUGUUCCGCACCAGGAAACCGUGACCCUGAUAAACAAGGACGAGAACCGAACGAUCCACCUUACAUCAAUCUCAGGAAGCACGCAGCACUUUCACUCUUCAUUCUUCCAGAACAAAGUGAUCCCGCCAUCAGGGAACACCAGCUUCAACGUAGUGUUCCUUGGCCGUGAAGAAGGUGAAAUCGAGAGCCACUUGCAGAUCCACACCUCGGAAGGAUCCUUCAAGUACCACGUGAAGGGCCUGAGCAUAUCUUCCCCGUACCGCUUAAGACCAGUGAUCGGAGUGAAACUUCCCCUGAACGCGUCGUUCACCCCGUUGAUCUACAUGCACAACCCUCACAGUGAAACGAUCCAAGUAGUGGAAGUGUACAGCUCCGGGGGUGAGUUCCAGCUUGAGCUGCCGACUGGAGAAGCCGAGGGUCCGCGCGAACUCUGGGAAAUUCCCGCGUACCAGACCAAGCCUGUCAUUCGCUUGCACUUCAACGCGUACAUGGAAAAGAACCACACCGCGUAUGUUCGGUUCAAAAUGAACAACAGCGCAGAGUUAAUGGUAGUCGCCGUGGAAAUUGAAGUGGGCAAUGGGGCUGGAAUUCACUGGGCGGGUCAGAGCGCCUGGAUCAACUUCGGAGUCGGUGGCUCGCUUCAAUCGCCCCUGAGCUAUCCAAUAGUGUUGCGAAAUAGUGCUAAAAAACCUGUCCGGGUGUUGAACGUCAUUAGCACGCCGAUAUCCAAGGCCCUGAAGAUCAACUUCGAGCCGAUGACGAUCCCCCCGGACACAGACAUUCCCUUAACAGUUGGCACCCUGACCUACGACUGGAAGUCUGCCCUGGACCUAAAGCAUUUAAGAGGGAAGUUAGUGAUCAAGAGCUUGGGUCCUGGUGGCAGCAACCAGAAAAUUUCCAUACCCUGGACUGCUGAAGUUCUCCAAGGCGGGCUUGAGCUGAAUGCCACUGUCACCCAUUAUUGUCCGCCUUACUCUCAUGAGCCGAGGAAUUUCAGUGUAGUGAACCGGUUUAGUGUCCCCCUGGCGAUAACGAACGUUACCUUGGCGCCAUCUGCCCGGUUGCUAUUCAAACUCAGCAACUUUAGUCCGCGAAUCUUGAAACCUGGUGAGAAGUUGACAUUAUUUACUUUGACGCUGCAAAAGAACAGCAAAGAUGAUGAUAAGCUAGACUCCUCUGUGUUUAUUUACUCAAAUGUCUCCACCACGGUGGUUCCCCUACUGAUCUACAACGGGAAGGUCAACAAGGUGAUUCCUGUUGAGUAUGAUGACGAUCAGCAGCGUGGGGUGAUGAACUUUGGAACUGUUAGCAGUGGGACUGAAAACGAGGCUGUCUUUGCUCUGGAAAACAAGAACCCGGUGAACAUUGAACUUCACGGCUGGGGGGUCAACAUGCCUGGAGCGGUGCUAGAAUUGAUGGGCUGCCAGUUUGGACCUACGGAACUGUUCAGCAAGGGACUUAGGAAUAUAACAGCCUGCGCGGUUUCUGGCAGCCAGAACAUCAAGCCGAAUUAUCUUGCGAUUUUCAAGAUCAAGGUGAAGACACCAACCGUUGAAGAGGAUACUAUUGUCGGAGAUGUCUUUGUAAGGACUACCUACGAGCGGCUAACCAUUCCCGUGUACAUGCGAGUCGCUCAUGGAAAGAUCACCCUGAAGAAGCUGACAUUUACAGACUGCUUUCCUGGGUCAGUUUGCACGCAUGCACUGAAGAUUCACUCUUCCUUUGCAAGGCCGAUGAAAGUUCUGUCUGUAGCUGCAACUAACAAAGACGCAAGGGUUCAUUACUUACCACUGGAGCAGACGGUGACCAUCACCAAGGGAGACAACAACAUAGGAACCAUUGUCAUCGACACUGCAAUUACUUGCAAGCAGAAUUGUUACUUAGGACUGUCCUUGAACACGACCACCGGCGCCCAAUGGCUGCAAACCAUGAACCUGCCAUCCCACGUCAGGGACCUGGACCUGAACUUGCUAAACUCUAGGUACAACAGGUUUCUGAACACCUCCAGCAACGACACCAUCGACAACAUCACCAUGAAACUUGAAACUACCGAAGUUCGUGGUUAUAAAUUCAACAUCAACGUCAGACCGAACUGGCCGUCAAUCCUGGAGACCCAGGGCAGGUCCAACAAGAGCUUGGUCUUCCCGCUGACUCAGGUAGGGAACACCAGCUUCAAAACCCUGAAGAUUCAUAAUCCCAGUGCUAAGGUGAUAGUGGUUCAAUUAGUGAUGGACUGGCUCUACCCUCAAGGACAGCGGCUGUACCACAUGCUACCUUCUAGGUUCAAAACUCCCUGCAACGACUGCGCAGCUUCUGAUGACUUCAAACUCACUGAUGACCCAGUCCUGGAAGAAGAGCGUCGGCGCUUUGAAUCUUUCUGGAACAUCGUCGUCAAGAAGAAUUCUUUUGCUUUGGUACUUCAGCCAAACGCUACCAAGAUCCUUAGAGUGUCCUAUACCCCUAAAUCAUCGGGACUAACCACCGGGCUGCUGUACGUAAGAAAUAAUCUGACUAUCCUGGAAGUAGUUCGCUUUGUCGGCAGGGGAGGGUACGCUCAAUUCAAGUUUGGGAAUAGGAAGCCCAACUCUCCUACGCCCCUGCUGUUUGAAUUGUCCGACAAGCACCUGAAGGAUUGCGAAAGGGAGCGACUUCGAAAGAACCCAGUUCCUAACCUGACCGUAAAGAGGUCCUUCACUGCAAGAAACACCGGAGAGCUACCGAUCAACAUCUAUGGGUUCUUCAUCAACGGUCUCCAAUGCGUCGGGUACGGGUUCAAGGUCCUCAACUGCGAGCCCUUUGUCCUCCAGCCGAACGCCACCAGGAAGAUUGACAUCGCGUUCACUCCCGACUUCACUCUCGCCAGGAUCGAACGGACCUUGAUGAUCUCCACCAGCCUUGGGACUGAAGACGACAAGAACAACUUGACCCGCGGAAUGGUCAAGCUGACCCUACUGACGACUGUCCCAAUGCAUAGCUUGGAACUCUGUUCCCGGGUCCUAGUCCGGCCAUCUUGGGAACGUCCAGUUCAAUGGGCUGCUGUCAGCUUGUCCUGUAUCCUCCUGAUCUGCGUCCUUGCCAUAUCUUUUCUGGAAGCUGAUAGGAUCCUCAGGAACGCAUUGGUGACUAUGUCGAGAAACAACGCUAGCACGGUUCAGCCUUUGGAUCUCCGAUCUUUAGCGGUCAGGGAGGAUAAAGUGGUGACUAAAAAGGAAGAGUGGAGUGGAAAGAAGAAAGACAAGGAUAAAGAGAAGGAGAAAGACAGGUUCAAGAUUCCUGAUUGGUCUCCUGAGGAAGAAAGGAGGUUCAAAAUUGAUAUGCAGAUGAAAGACGAGAAGAUGGCUGCCUUGGAGGAGGAAGAGGUCAAGAAGGUUAAGAAGAAGGAAGACAAGAGUCCUAAGUGUGUCAAGAAUGUGGAGAAGAGGAAGCACAAUAGUAAUAAGAAUGAUACUAAUAGUAAUAAUAAUAAUAACAAUAGUGGUAGUAAUAAUAAUAAUAAUAAUAAUAAUAAUAAUAAUAAUAAUAAUAAUAAUAGUAAUAACAAUGGUAGUACGUACAAAAAAUAUGAAACUAGUCAAAAAACCUAUUCGGAAGAAGAGACAUCUUCCACUACCACCGAAAGCAGUUUGCAAGAAGACGCUUUUAAAGAAGCGCCACCUAAAAUGGAGAAGGUAGGCAAGAAAGCGCCGAAGAAGAAGCCGAGAGUUCAGGAACGGGUCCAACAGGUGGCGCCACUGCCUGAUAAUUACGAAGGGGACUGCGACGAUGACGAGUACUAUGAAAACGGGAAGGAGAGGGAGAACAAUGUAAACAAAUGGCGGACAAACACGAACAAGGGGAAGAAGGAGGUGAAGAUUGUCGUGGAGAAACAAGUUAAGAAAAUGGCGCCGAAGAAAGACAAGAUAGCGCAGAAAAGGAGAAAUGAUAAGAAAGUGGUUCUUGCGGAGAACAAGGAGAUGAAGACGGUUCAAGUACCAGUGGUUCCUCCACCUCCGCCAUGUUGGGGGGAGAACAGGGCGAAGUUCAGUGACGUCGUGAGAAGUACUGAGUGCUUUGGGAAGGAGAAAAAAGAGGAGAAGGAGAAGGAGUGGUUUGAUAAGGUGACACCUAAACAGGAGCUUGCGCAGAAGGAAGCCAUUGUGUAUGCGCAGAACCAAGUUAAGAGGAGGGAGGAGAGUUUAAGCUCGAUUCUUAACACUCCGUCGAAUAGUUUCUUUAUUAACACAUUCGAGACGAACUACGAACCGGAAUUGGUUCCAUAUGACGAUCUUCCGGAGACGGACGAACCUUUGGUGGAACUGGAGAGUCUAGAAGAGGAUACCAGGAAUGGGCUGUGGACAGACAAGAGUCCGAUGAUGGGCUUGCUGGAGAACUACGCUGGGUUAGAGAAAGAGAAGUUGAGUAAUGGGAUUGACGAUUCGUUGAAGGAUAAUUGGCUGGCUGUGGAAACUAAUUGGGAACCGUUGUAUACUAGAGGAGCUGUGGGAGAGGAGAGGAGUGGGGUAUGGGGAGUUAACACUGGCGGAGUUUGGGCUGCUGCACCCUGGGGCGCGCCUACGCCUCCCACCCCGGUCACGGAAGAGGUUCAGGAACGCUCCGGAUUCGACCCCUUCAGAUCUCUGAGUACAAUUUGGACACCAAAUACGAGUUGGGACACGAAGAAAGAAUAG